This is a messenger RNA of Hansenula anomala, 2355 nucleotides long. RefSeq names its product putative AAA family ATPase RIX7 (gene RIX7). NCBI's taxonomy places the organism in Eukaryota, Fungi, Ascomycota, Saccharomycetes, Phaffomycetales, Wickerhamomycetaceae. The annotation marks the transcript as partial. The record is from RefSeq and is a predicted model, not a curated record. Gene Ontology annotation, molecular function: ATP binding; preribosome binding; ATP hydrolysis activity. The transcript is spliced from 2 exons. Gene Ontology annotation, biological process: ribosome biogenesis. Gene Ontology annotation, cellular component: nucleus.
CUAUCACAGUCAUUAGAUGAUAAAUUAAAAAACCUGAUCUAUAGACUCUUGGAUGAAAAGACCGAAGAGAACAAGAGAAACAAUACUGAAGAAAAUGAAGAUGAAUUUGGAAAUAUUGCAUUAGCUAAAGAUCUAAGAGUUGGUGAGAUCUUACUAUAUUGUCAACAAAAGGAUUUAUCUUUGCAAAGAGUGAAGAAAGUUUUAUUGGAAAAGACUUUGGAUAAAGUUUUGAAAGAUAUACGAACAGAAGAAGCUAUUGAGAUGCAAAGUUUUAAAGGUGAUGAACCUGAGGAAGAUAGUGAAUUUGAAGGUGUAAAUGUUGAUGAUUUGAUGGAUGUUAAAGAUUCAAAUACUUUUAAUAAAAGUGUUGUAAGCUUGUGGGGCACUAAGAAAGAAACUAAUGAUACCCCAAAUGAUACAGAAAAGGAAGAACCUGAAACUGAAAUCGUUGAACAAGUUGAUGGUUCAAGUAAAGAAGUGAAAAAAUCUAAAAAAAGAUCAAAAGAUUCUUCAAGACCAUCAAAAAGACAAAAAGAAAAAGAUAGAACUCCUCCAACUUCUUCAUUAUCUCAAAUGGGUGGUAUGGAUGAUGUAGUUACACAAUUGAUGGAACUUGUUGGUAUGCCAAUUUUACAUCCAGAAAUCUAUUCAACAACAGGUGUUGAACCUCCAAGAGGUGUGUUAUUACAUGGACCUCCAGGUUGUGGUAAAACCACAAUUGCCAAUGCAUUAGCCGGUGAUUUAAAAGUCCCAUUCAUAAAUAUUUCAGCACCAUCUGUUGUUAGUGGGAUGUCUGGUGAAAGUGAGAAAAAAAUUCGUGAAUUAUUUGAAGAAGCUAAAACUCUUGCCCCUUGUAUUAUAUUUUUCGAUGAAAUUGAUGCAAUUACUCCCAAGAGGGAAGGUGCUCAAAGAGAAAUGGAAAGAAGAAUAGUUGCUCAAAUGCUGACAUGUAUUGAUGAGUUAAGUAUAGACAAGACAAAUGGUGCACCGGUUAUUAUUAUUGGUGCUACUAAUAGACCAGAUUCUUUAGAUCCUGCAUUAAGAAGAGCUGGUAGAUUUGAUAGAGAAAUUUGUCUAAAUGUUCCAAAUGAAGCUUCAAGAUACCACAUAUUGAAAAAAAUGACUGCAACAUUGAAAACUGAUGGUGAAUUGAAUUUCCAAACAUUAGCUAAAAUGACACCAGGUUAUGUAGGUGCUGAUCUAAAAGCAUUAACAGCAGCAGCAGGUAUUUGUGCAAUCAAGAGAAUUUCCAAUACACUAUCUGAUGAUGAUAUUCCAGUUGAAGGUGUUGAUACUGAAAGUUUAUUGAAAAUGUCCACUAUUCAACAAUUUUUAUUAAAACAUCCAUCUCCAUUAACUUUAGAACAAUUGGCACCAUUAGCCAUCACAUAUGAAGAUUUUUUAACAGCAUUACCUACUAUUCAACCAACAGCUAAAAGGGAAGGAUUUGCCACAGUUCCAGAUGUUACAUGGGAAAGCGUUGGUGCGCUAACACAUAUUAGAAUCGAAUUGAACAUGGCUAUUGUUCAACCGAUUAGAAACCCAGGUAUAUAUGAAAAAGUUGGUAUUCAUGCCCCAGCAGGUGUAUUGAUGUGGGGGCCACCGGGUUGUGGUAAAACGUUAUUAGCCAAGGCAGUUGCUAAUGAAUCAAGAGCAAAUUUCAUAAGUAUUAAAGGUCCAGAAUUGUUGAAUAAAUAUGUUGGUGAAUCCGAAAAGGCAAUUCGUCAAGUUUUCACUAGGGCUAGAGCCUCUGUUCCCUGUGUUAUAUUCUUCGAUGAAUUGGAUGCCUUAGUGCCAAGAAGAGAUUCAUCAUUAUCUGAGAGUUCUUCAAGAGUUGUUAAUACGUUAUUAACAGAAUUGGAUGGGUUGAAUGAUCGUAAGGGGAUCUUUGUCAUUGGUGCUACAAAUAGACCAGAUAUGAUUGAUCCAGCAAUGUUGAGACCAGGUAGAUUGGAUAAAACAUUAUUUAUUGAAUUACCAAAUGCUUCAGAAAGAUUAGAAAUUUUGAAAACUGUUAUACAUGUCAACAAGACUCCACUAGAUCCAGUAAUUGAUCUUUCAGUGAUUGCACAUGAUGAAAGAUGUAGAAAUUUCUCAGGUGCUGAUUUAUCUGCAUUGAUUAGAGAAGCUGGUGUUAUUGCAUUAAAGAGAAAAUUUUUCAAAAGUGGUGGUAAUAGUCAAGUUGAUGGUGAUCAUGAUAUGAUGGUUGAUGAUGAAGAUGAAGUUGGUGAUGAAAUCAUUGUGUCUAGUGAAGAUUUUGAAAAAGCUUUGAAUAGUGUUAAGCCUAGUGUCAAUGAUAGAGAUCGUGCUAAAUAUGAUAGAUUGAACAAGAAAAUGGGGUGGUCAUUGACAUCA